GGGGCAGCGCAGGUGGACUGGACGUACAUUUCAGAUCUCAGACGAUAUUGGGGUGAUAAUUUGGGUGUAGAGUGUAUACUAAUUAGAAGGCGAGGAAGACAUUGUGCACACGUGAAUCACACUAUUGUCUCGACCGACCAGCAGCUGAGUAACCGGCAUGGAGAUGAGUGCUGCCAUGUUUGCCCGUGUAUCCUUCUACCCCACCCUGCUCUACAAUGUCCUGAUGGAGAAGGCUUCCGCCAGGAAUUGGUACGACCGCAUUGAUGACACCGUCAUACUCGGAGCACUCCCCUUUCGGAAUCAAGCCAAUGACUUGAUUGAGAAGGAGAACAUGAAGGCUGUGGUGUCCAUGAACGAGGACUAUGAGCUGACGGCCUUCUCCAACAAUACGGAAAAGUGGAGGAAACUGGGCGUCGAGUUCCUACAGCUGGCCACCACCGACAUCUUCGAGUCGCCCAACCAGGAGAAGCUCUUCCGUGGCGUGGAGUUCAUCAAUCAGUUCCUGCCCCUGUCGAAGCGCAUCAGCGGCUUAGGCUCCACGCAGACGCCAGAGAAUGUUGGCUCUGUCUAUGUACACUGCAAGGCAGGAAGAACGCGCAGUGCCACCUUGGUCGGCUGCUAUCUGAUGAUGAAAAACGGCUGGACCCCAGACGAAGCUGUGGAUCACAUGCGUAGCUGCCGUCCGCAUAUUUUGCUGCACACCAAACAAUGGGACGCGCUCAGAUUAUUCUACACAAAUAAUGUGGUGGCAAAGUCAUGACCUCAGGACCUGUACACAAUAGCACAAGAUGUUUAUUGCCUAGAUUAUCAUACGUAACUAGAACUGCCUGUUCCCACUUAUGUUACCCAACUAAUUGUUUAGGUGCAGUUGUUGAAAUACAUUUUUGUA
Molecule: messenger RNA, 889 nt
Organism: Drosophila subobscura
Lineage: Eukaryota; Metazoa; Arthropoda; Insecta; Diptera; Drosophilidae
Gene: PTPMT1
Product: phosphatidylglycerophosphatase and protein-tyrosine phosphatase 1
Exons: 4
Coding region: 158-760 (200 amino acids)
Biological process (GO): protein dephosphorylation
Molecular function (GO): phosphatidylglycerophosphatase activity; phosphatidylinositol-4,5-bisphosphate 5-phosphatase activity; protein tyrosine/serine/threonine phosphatase activity
Source: RefSeq, a predicted model, not a curated record